Molecule: messenger RNA, 932 nt
Organism: Fusarium redolens
Lineage: Eukaryota; Fungi; Ascomycota; Sordariomycetes; Hypocreales; Nectriaceae
Exons: 1
Coding region: 81-878 (265 amino acids)
Biological process (GO): polyketide metabolic process
Source: RefSeq, a predicted model, not a curated record
AUGCAACCUCUCAGUAUCCGAGACAUUGGACAACUUGCUUCUUACAAUAUACCUCUAAAGGUCCUUGCUAAGCUUUCAAUAUGUCUUCUUUGAAGUCACGAUCUGAGCUUAUCGACUUCCUAAAGUCUAUCCUCGACGCUCGAAAUGAGACGAAAUGGGAAACUCUUGAAUCUCUGUUUCAGCCGAGUAUGUUGAUCGAUACAACCUCUCAACAGCGCGAUAACUUCAUCGCAAACCUGCGUGCCGCCACUGGAGUCUCAGUAAAACUUGACAGUUGUGUGGUGGACGUCAACGCUCAAGCUGUCGCUGCGAGAGUCAUCAAGACUGAAACGCUACCGGAUGGUGGACGUUGCGAGUAUCAGGAGAUCAUCGUCACAUGGUUUGUUGAUGGUCGCUUGGCAACUCUCAAGCGACUUAAAGACGGUGACUCUCGGUCGGCUAAACAAGUUGCAACCCCCUCGCCGUUGGAAGAACUGAAACCUACUUCUCUUGACCUUGCGACGCUGUACCGCGAGUACAUCAAAAGCAUCAAUGACAAGACCAUGGAGGGAAACUUUGACAAGUUCUGUCACCCGUUAGUGACGCAUAAUACCGUGAGGAAGACCAUCGCAGAGUACAUAUCCCUGAUUCAAGAGAGUCAAAGUGCGAUUCAAGGUCUGUACUUCGAUAUUCAAGAUCUCAUCGUAGACAACGAAGCGGGGAGAGUUGCGGCUAGAUUGGAGUUUACCGGUGUUCCUGUCAAGACGUGGGCUGGUGCUGAACCUAGUGGGAAGAGUGUCAAGUUUCAUGAGCAUGUCAUGUAUUGGCUUGAUGAGGGCAAGAUUCAUUGGGUUUGGUCUGUUGUCGAUUUGGAGACAUAUCGAAAGCAGCUUCAGUAAACGGAGUAGAUAUACAGUAAGAACAGAAUUCACAUCGCUCUAGGCGUUUGCCCC